AUGGCUGACCCUGGCGAGAGCCUUGACAAGGCCACCAUUGCCAACGACGCUCCCACUGCUGUUGGGGACUUCCUUGAGCAGUCGUAUCUCACAUACGUGGUGCCGUCACGGACAAACAUCAAUCUAGACGAUGCAUUCAAAGAUGCCGGCUCCGGGAAGCCAAUUCUCGAAUCAAUAGAGCCACGGGAAUCGCUCUUUUUCGAUGAAACGGUUGACGUGCUUCUCAUUCUCAAGAUGCCAUGGUCGGAAGAGAAUGAACUGCAGGCACAGAUCAGACGGCUCGUCAUCUCGCUUGAAGGCCAGAUUGUUAAUAACGUCCCAGCAGACCGGAGCUCACAACCGGUGUCUGAACCGAUAUUCAAAGGACGCGUUCCAGACGUCACUGACCCCUUUAUUAUCGUAGACGAAGAGAAGGAGGAUUCCGAAGACGGCGCCUCUCAGAGCGUCUACGCCAUGUGGAAACUGCCCGUGUUCUUAAGCCGGCCUAGAAUACGGCUACAACGUCCAACAGUCGUCUUCACCGCAUCCGCGAGCGUCAAGCCCGACGCCAGAGGCGAGGCCAGCACCCGCGGCACGGGAUAUCUCCAAAGCGGCAUGCCAUCCAGCUUCAACCUUCUCGAAUCCUUCUCCUCCGACCCGGCCCUCAACGGCAUCAAACCGCGCCUAUCCGCCCUCCGUGUAUCCAGAGUCGCCCCCGUCAGCAGACGGCAAGACCAGGUCGCGCACCUACGCGCGCAACCACACCUCAGAAUACCAGUACAUCCCGCGAUCCACGCCCGGGUACGAUUCUCUCGCCCAAACACGGCGCAGUCGACUUCUGCGCUCAUCGCCAUGCUCGAAGUCGACUUCACGCCCCACGCGGAAUGCGAGGUCCUCCUCGACGACAUCAACCUCGCCACCAACGACGGCACGGUGCAGAGCCUCAACGACGACGAGCUAAUGAAGCUCCCCAUCCGCUGCGUGUCCCACGACCACGUCACGUUCCUGUACCACAUCAAACCGCACCAGGCGGACAACGCGCCCAGGAACUUUACAGGAUCGCUCGACAUUUCCGUCACCGCCACCGCCCAAGUCGUCCCCGGCGUCUGCACCCCCAAGCUGUCCAUGGCCUGGAACGCCGCCCUCGACUUCACCAUCCCCGUGAACCCCAGCUUCAACAACAUGGCUGACUCAUCCGGCAUCCAAAGGGCCCACAAGCCCUCGCAGCUGUCCAUCGGCAGCAACGCGACCGUCACGCCGCUAAAGUCCCCAUCCGUCACCCGCCCCGACGCCCUGCCCGGCCUCGAAGCCUCCGCCCGCGCGGAAGCCGCAGUCCCCGAUCUCGGCAUCACCGUGUCCUUCACCGGCCCUUCGCAGCCAGUCCACCCCGGGGACGUGUUUUCGUGGACAGUGUACGUUGUGAACCGGUCGUCUGACAAGACGAGCCGCCCGCCGCGGAAACUCGCUCUUGUUGCGGUGCCGAGGCGUCGCCGCAACGAUACCCGACCUGCUCGUCCGCCGUCGACGGCGACUCGGCGGAGGGGCGAAAAGGAAAUCGCCGACGCCGUGGUGGACGUCAACAUUCUUCAUGCUCUGCAGAAGAAUUCUGCCAUGGAUGCAACCGACGUGAUUUGCCUCAGUGCCGAUACGCGCGUGGGACCCCUGGCCCCUGGGGCAUGCCACGUCGUCGAGCUGCAGUUCUUGGCCCUGCGCGAGGGCAUUGUGGGUGUCGAGGCAGUGAGGGUGGUGGACUUGGGGUCUCAGGAGCACGUUGAUAUACGGGAGUUGCCUACCACGAUAGUAGAACCCGCUGCUGCAUGA
Molecule: messenger RNA, 1800 nt
Organism: Metarhizium brunneum ARSEF 3297
Lineage: Eukaryota; Fungi; Ascomycota; Sordariomycetes; Hypocreales; Clavicipitaceae
Biological process (GO): intra-Golgi vesicle-mediated transport
Cellular component (GO): TRAPPII protein complex; trans-Golgi network
Source: RefSeq, a predicted model, not a curated record